CUGGUGUAGCAGAGACCGUACGAACUGACGUUCAAUAUCCUUCGUCUUGCACUUGGCCACAUGUCAUGUCCUAAUGGUACGCAUAAUACGCAUGCGCAUAAAACGAUAUGACGUCAUUAACAUUCCGAUCGGGCAUAUGCAGGGCGGCGGUAUAAAAGCAGAGAUAAUUAUCUGUGCCCGGCUUCUUUUCUUCCAACCUCUUCUCGCAGCCGCGCCCUGCCUGUCUCCCCCCUCGCGCUCCCGGAGACGCCAUCACUUCUCGUCUCCUAUGAUAUAGCUACCUACCGUCCAGCCAUCAAUAAUGUUACACGAAGCGCUAAUAAUAACGUCCCUGUCUUCUGUACCGUUACUGCUCUAUAGACUAGUCUUUGGCUGGGUUAGGAACAAGACGAGGAUUUUCUCCGCCAAUAACGACGCCCUGCCGGUAGAGCCGCCACUGGCGCAUCGCCCGGCCGCGGCCGCUGUUCGGUCUUGCGGCAAGUGGCUCUCGGCCUGUCUAGUUCUCCAUCUUCUCGUCCUUCUGGCGCUGGUGCGGGGGAUCAGCAGCGGCGGUGGGAUAUUCGCACAUGAGCUCGACAAGUGGCAGCUGGCAUUAAUGAAGAAGAUUCCUGCCAGAGCCCUGACAAGAGUGUGGGGACGGAUUUCCCUCAUUCGACUGGCACCACUGACCAGGAGACCUGUCCUAGGUUUCUUCUGCUUCAUCUUUGGCAUCAAACUCAAGGACGUGAAACAGCAGGAGUUGGGGGAAUAUUCCUCUCUGCACGAUUUCUUCACCAGAGUCAUGAGAGAGGAGACGAGACCAAUAUGUCCUGAUCACUCACUGGUCUCGCCAGCUGAUGGGAUGGUGAUUCACGUGGGUAAGGUAGAGAACGGAGAGGUGAAGCAGGUGAAGGGAGUCAACUACAAACUGUUAGAUUUCCUUGGAGACGAACCGCUACAAGAAAACAUUGGAUCUGGCUACUCGUCGGACGAAGAAGAGUGCUACGAUUGGUCAAACGGAUUUGGACUUCCCCGAAAUGAUUCCGUGACGAGUCUCUUCCAGCAGUUUCCUCACGUGAAGCCGGCCAGAGGCAACGAACUAUACCACGCAGUCGUGUACCUCGGAGUGUCAGACUACCACCACUUUCACUCGCCGGCAGACUGGAAUGUCCAGAUGAGAAGACACACUGUUGGAGAGUUGCUCUCAGUAGCUCCGUGGGUGGUGAGGCAGGUGCCCAACCUAUUCUGUCUUAGCGAGAGGGUAUUACUCGGCGGCUACUGGGAACAUGGAUUCUUCUCACUCGCUGCCGUGGGAGCUUACAACGUCGGCAGUAUUGAAAUUGACAUUGAUGAGGAGCUGGUUACUAACUCUGUUAGAGACGAGGACGAGAGGGGAGAGGCCUACCAGGGAGAGCUCUGUGACAGAGUGUUUGGAACAGAGGGAGUCGCAAUGAGAAAGGGAGACCACGUCGGACUGUUUCAUCUUGGGUCUACCGUCGUUCUCGUAUUCGAGGCUCCCAAGUCCUUUGAGUUUUCCGUCAGUGUGGGAGACAGAGUGAAGUAUGGCCAGCCUCUGGGGACAGCAGCCACCAAGAUGCACUCAGUAGAACUGUAUAGUGAAUAGCUAUAAUUAUAUUGCGCCUUUGUAAUCACUUAUCAUUCAGAAUCUACCCAUUAUAUCAUGUGAUCAGCUGAUGUGCCAUAUAUACUCAGGCCACUUUCUCCAGCGGAAAGGAAAGAAAAAAAACGGAUGUAGGUGCAGUCUUCCCUGGGGAUGUAUAUACAGGUGGCGCAGUUGGUUCAGCUUCAUUACAUCUAUGAUGCAUCAUACAUAACAUACUACAACUAUAGUACAACAGGACGCCUCAUGCAGUCUGUUCAUCUAAACUGUGAGAAGAGGGAGUAAUUAUGGUGGGGGCUGUGCCCUAGUACUGAUGGUCUUUCACAAACAGACUCUUGGCUGCAGCUCCUGCACUCUCCUCUCCCUCGUACUUCCCGAGAGCUGCCAGCCCGUUGCAGCGAGCACGGUGGAUGAAAACUUCCUGAGCUGCCUUCACAUUCUCCGGCUUUCCCCGCCAGGCUUGCAGGACGCUCGCCUGGAGAGCUCGACCGUAGGAAAAGGUGAGCCCCCACGGCUUCACGGCCUCGUACUUGUUGAUGGCGUUGAGGUGGGUGGUGGCCACUAUCUCGGAUUGUCCGCCAGAGAGGAAGGUGACGCCAGGCACGGCAACGGGGAGGUGGCGUUGGAAAGUGGUGAUUGUAGCGAGGGCCACGUCCUCGGGUGUGAAUUUCUUGGUGCAGUCCACUCCUGGGAGCACCAUGUUGGGUUUGAGCAGUGUCCCCUCGAGGAACACGUGGUGGUCACUCAGGGCUUUGUAGACGGCGGCCAGCGUGCGCUCGGAGGCCUCGAUGCAGGCCUGCAGAUCGUGGUCUCCAUCUGUAAGGAUCUCUGGCUCCACGAUGGGGCAAAGACCGUUCAUCUGGCAGAUGCUGGCGUAGCGAGCCAGGACGUUGGCGUUCUCGUUGACGGCCAGCUCCGUGGGGCGUCCGCCGCCGAUCUUGAGGACGCACCGCCACUUGGCAAAGCGGGCCCCUCCCUCGUAGUACUCCUUGCAGCGCUCGGCCAGCCCGUCCAGACCCUGCGUCGUCGUCUCGUCGUCGGUACCGAGGAGUUUCACCACUCCCUUGUCCACCUUGAUGCCCGGAACGAUCCCCCGCUCCUGCAGCACUUUCACGAACGGCGUCCCGUUGUCGGCUUUCUGGAAGAACGUCUCGUGGAAGAGAAUGACGCCGCUGAUGUACUUGGGCAUCUCCUCCUUGUCGCUAGUGAAGAGGAGCUGGCGGUAGAGGCGCCUGUUCUCCUCCACGUUCUCCACCCCGAUGGUGCUGAACCUCUUCCCGAUGGUGCCAGUGCUCUCGUCCGCGGCCAGGAUCCCUUUCCCCGGGGCCACGAUGGCCUUGGCUGUUGCCGCCAGCUCCUUCUUCUGCGCUUCCGUCAGGUAAGACAUCUUUCUUCUUUGCAAAAACAGCUGAGAGAGACCAACGACCCUGAAAGCGUGCGUUCGUACGUACUUUGCCCCGGAAACAAACCGACGCGACGCGA
This is a messenger RNA of Geodia barretti, 3082 nucleotides long. The record is from the annotation of a GenBank genome assembly. Lineage: Eukaryota; Metazoa; Porifera; Demospongiae; Tetractinellida; Geodiidae.